Messenger RNA from Erigeron canadensis, 1192 nucleotides. RefSeq names its product transcription initiation factor TFIID subunit 14b-like. The record is from RefSeq and is a predicted model, not a curated record. NCBI's taxonomy places the organism in Eukaryota, Viridiplantae, Streptophyta, Magnoliopsida, Asterales, Asteraceae. The coding region runs from base 58 to 894 and encodes 278 amino acids. The transcript is spliced from 6 exons. Gene Ontology annotation, biological process: regulation of DNA-templated transcription.
ACCCAUUAUUUUAAACACAAUUCCAAAAACCCUCGUUACAUUACAAGAAAAAGAAAAAUGAUUCGGAGUGAUCAGAAUGACAGUCAUCUUCCCCUCCAUACCGCAGAAAAAAAAUCAGAUUCGACCCCUCACCUCAUCGACAUCAAAAUCGAACAACAAGAAGACACCACCCAUAUCGAGAACCUGACCAAGAAGACUAAGGAUCUUGAACUCUGUGUCCCCAUUGCCUAUGGGACUAUCUCAUUUUGGCUUGGAAAAAAGGCCACUGAAACUCAAUCGCAUGUGUGGAUGGUUUACGUGCGUGGGGCAACAAAUGAAGACUUGGGUGUGGUCAUCAAGAAGGUUGUAUUUCAAUUGCAUCCAAGUUUCAAUAACGCAAGGCGAGUGGUGGAGUCACCUCCUUUCGAGUUGACAGAACGUGGAUGGGGUGAAUUUGAAAUUGCAAUCUCAAUAUUCUUUCAUGAUGAUGUCUGUGAUAAACAAUUAGACUUGUUUCAUCAUCUGAAGCUAUACUCUGAAGUGGAGCAUGGUCCUUUGACGACUAAGAAACCUGUGAUUGUUGAAUCUUAUGAUGAGAUUGUUUUUCCAGACCCUUCAGAGAAGCUUCUUGCUCGUGUGUGUAAUCACCCAUCUGUAAUUGUGCCAAGGCUUCCAGUGACAAUGAACUUGCCUCAUGCACCAAUAGAAGACGCACAUGAGAAAAAGAGAGGUGACACCAAAGAGCAUCCACUUGGUCAAUGGUUCACAAAAUUUUCUGAGGCAGAUGAGCUAUUAAAACUGGCAGAGGCCCGUCACCAGGUGCAAACUCAUAUUGCGAAUUUAAAAAGGCGGCUGAGUAUGCUAGAUGGCCCCUCAACACAAAAGCCAACCCCAGUUAGCACACCUUAUGCUUAAAGCCUUAAAGUAGUGUUUUCUUUUGCUUUUAGCUUAAUUAUUAGCUACAAUUAGGUAAACCAUCAUCUACUCCUACAUUGUCAUGCACAUCAACUGGUUUAUGCAUGCCCUUCUUGUACAUGUUGCUCAUUGUUAAAAGGUGUAGGUUUGAUUCGUACUUUUAAGUCCUUCGGCUAUUAAAGAUCGUUUUCAAAAAAAUUUGUCCUUGAAUGUCCUUUGUGACACAGGCAUGUGAAAGUAGCUGAAAGCCAUGUUACUCUUGCUUUAUAUCAGUUUCAAUAGGAGAUAGACUUCAUUA